AUGAGAGACAAUGUCAAUCUUGCUUUUUCUGCGUGGGGAACGCAAUUUGUGGCAGAAAUCACACCAGAGACCGGCUACAUCACGAAUAUUGACUAUAUUAGGGAGGUAGAAUAUCCCCAGCUGAAAGACACGACCUAUCUCGAUCACGCGGGGACAACGUUAUAUGCAAAGUCCUUGAUUCAGAGGUAUUCCGAAGAGCUCACAGGGAGCUUGUUCGGCAAUCCACAUUCGGCUUCGGCGUCUUCGCAACUAUCCUCUCGUCGAAUCGACGAUGCUCGGCUUCAAGUCUUGCGAUUCUUCAACGCCGUCCCUGAUGAAUUCGACGUAGUCUUCGUUCCCAAUGCGACAGCAGCCGUUAAGCUUGUUGGAGAUGCCUUCAGAGAUCAUGCAUCCGGGUUCAGAUACUACUAUCAUGCUGAGGCUCAUACCAGUCUCGUUGGAGUGAGGGAACUAGCGACUGGUGGAACGACCUGCUUUGCCAAUGACGGAGACGUCGAGGCGUGGCUGAAAGAUUUGGAGAAUCAACGUUCCACCGUCGAAGGGGAUCUGUCACUUUUUGCCUAUCCCGCUCAAUCAAACAUGACAGGCCGUCGGCUGCCGCUGAAAUGGAUCCGAAGGAUACGGAAGGCAACAAGGACCUCUGGGCAAUCUUUCUUUACUCUUCUCGAUGCUGCCGCCCUGGUAUCGACGGCGCCACUCGACCUUUCGGACGACUCCACGGCACCCGAUUUCAUAGCGCUGAGCUUCUACAAGAUCUUCGGCUUUCCAGAUCUCGGAGCUCUAAUUGUGCGGAAGUCCUCCGGCGAUAUCCUCCGUCGGCGGAGGUAUUUCGGCGGAGGAACGGUAGACUCGGUCGCGACGUUAGGAGAAAGUUGGCACGCCAAGAAAACUCCUUCGUUGCACAGCUGUCUCGAGGACGGGACUGUGGCCUUCCACAGCAUCAUUGCGUUACAGGCGGCGCUGGACAUCCACAGAAGACUGUACGGGUCGAUGGGGAAUGUCUCGAAGCAUACGAACUUCCUGGCGUCUACGCUCCGAAAUCAACUCCGCAGCCUUCAACAUGCCAAUGGAAGCAAGGUCUGCGCCAUUUACCCUGAUGGGCUUUCGGAUUCUCUCCCGCUAGGCCCUACUGUUGCCUUCAACCUCAAAGACAGCCGGGGCAAAUACGUAAGUAAUUCGGAAGCAGAGAAACUUGGGAUUGUGAAGAAUAUACAAUUCAGGACGGGUGGCCUAUGCAAUCCCGGCGGCAUCGCAGGCCAUCUUGGGCUUUCGGUGGAUGAGUUGCGCCGGAACUACGCCGAAGGCCAGCGGUGCGGAGGCGAGAAUGACAUUGUUAAUGGUAAACCGACGGGUGCGAUCCGGCUGAGUUUGGGUGCAAUGAGCAACACACAGGAUGUGGCGUCAAUCAUUGAUUUUAUCAAAGAGUUCUACGUGGACCGCGGUGCCCCGGCACAAACACAAGAGCAUGGAUCAGUGGCCGGGCCGCCCCCGACGCCUCAGAGUUUUGUGGUCGAGAGCUUGUCGGUUUUUCCCAUCAAAAGUUGCGCGGCAUAUAGAGUUCCCUGCGACGUGCUGUGGGAGGUGGGACCGAAAGGACUUGCAUGGGAUCGAGAAUGGUGUCUCGUCCACGAGGGCACCAACGUUGCGCUGAGUCAGAAGCGCUUCCCACGAAUGGCACUUAUUCGUCCCGAGAUUGACUUGCAAAUGGGCGUAAUUCGGGUCUCCUUCGAUUCUGGGUCUUCGCAAAACAAGAAGCUCGUUCUCAAUUUGGACUCGAAGCUUAUGCGCACAGGAACCAUUACUAAAUGUGAACGCACAACAAACAAAUCUUCAAACGUGUGUGGUGAGAAUGUCGACGUUCAUGUCUACACUUCAUCCGAAGUGGUGGAAUUCUUUACCGAAGCCUUGGGAGUCCCUUGUACGCUGGCGAGAUUUCCAAAUGACGGCACCAUCAGACAGGCCAAAGUGCGAGUGCCUGGUUUGCGUCACGGAAAACAGGCCACUGAAGUUGGAAAAUCCAUCGCUCUGUCUAACGAAAGCCCUAUCUUGCUUGUUUCACGUUCUAGUGUCAACCGUCUCAAUGAGCAGAUUAAGCAAAAUGGUGGCAUCGGCAAAGCUGUCACUGCCGACUCAUUCCGUGGCAAUAUAGUCAUUGCUGAGGACCUUAGACGGGGGUUAAUAGAAAACCCAUAUAUCGAGGAUGAGUGGACGAGUUUACAGAUUGGAGAUGGUCUGGACAGUGUGUUCGAAAUCCUGGGGCCGUGCCAACGAUGUCAAAUGGUCUGCGUGGACCAGAAGAGCGCACAACGGAGACAGGAGCCUUUCAGCACCUUGGCGAAAACAAGGCGAAAGGAUGGCCGGGUUUGGUUUGGCAUGCACAUGUGUUUGAUGUCUGGUAGCAUGCCAGAGGAUUGUUCUCGCCGGCCGCGUGUUAGCAUUAAGAUUGGGGACCGGAUUACGCCAUGGACAGCGAGCUGA
Molecule: messenger RNA, 2478 nt
Organism: Cladophialophora psammophila CBS 110553
Lineage: Eukaryota; Fungi; Ascomycota; Eurotiomycetes; Chaetothyriales; Herpotrichiellaceae
Product: selenocysteine lyase
Exons: 1
Coding region: 1-2478 (825 amino acids)
Biological process (GO): Mo-molybdopterin cofactor biosynthetic process
Molecular function (GO): molybdenum cofactor sulfurtransferase activity; pyridoxal phosphate binding; molybdenum ion binding
Source: RefSeq, a predicted model, not a curated record